Culex pipiens pallens (northern house mosquito) is the source of this 3135-nucleotide messenger RNA. RefSeq names its product flotillin-1 (gene Flo1). The record is from RefSeq and is a predicted model, not a curated record. Lineage: Eukaryota; Metazoa; Arthropoda; Insecta; Diptera; Culicidae. The transcript has 8 exons. Gene Ontology annotation, biological process: protein kinase C signaling; positive regulation of cell junction assembly; protein localization to plasma membrane. Gene Ontology annotation, cellular component: plasma membrane. Bases 169 to 1506 code for a protein of 445 amino acids.
UUGUCAUUCAGACGUCGUUCAGCGUUCAAAGUGACGGGACUGUGCCGCGUGAGUGUCGUCGUGAAAAAUAAAAGUGGUCCAGUUUUUGGGGGGUGGUGAAAAAGUGCGUCGCAAGAGACAUUCCAGUGCGUUUCCGGUGCCGAAAGUGUGUGCAAUCGAUCGUCGACCAUGGUGUGGGGCUUCGUAACGUGUGGUCCCAACGAGGCGCUUGUUGUUUCAGGAUGCUGCCACAUGAAACCACUGCUCGUUCCCGGAGGACGUGCCUUCGUAUGGCCCUCGAUCCAGCGCGUUCAACGAAUCUCGCUGAACACGAUGACGCUGCAGGUCGAGAGUCCGACCGUGUACACCAGCCAGGGCGUGCCGAUUUCCGUGACCGGCAUCGCCCAGGUCAAGAUCCAGGGCCAGAACGAGGACAUGCUGCUGACGGCGUGCGAGCAGUUCCUGGGCAAGUCCGAGUCGGAGAUUCAGCACAUUGCGCUCGUCACGCUCGAGGGCCACCAGCGCGCCAUCAUGGGCUCGAUGACGGUCGAGGAGAUCUACAAGGACCGCAAGAAGUUCUCCAAGCAGGUGUUCGAGGUGGCCUCGUCCGACCUGGUCAACAUGGGCAUCACCGUGGUGUCGUACACGCUGAAGGAUAUCCGCGACGAGGAGGUUCCAGCGGCAUCUCAUGGUCCCUUGUCCAAUCUGCGUGGCAAUAAAGUUGAAUAUGGUUACCUCAAGAGCCUGGGAAUGGCCCGUACGGCGGAGGUCAAGCGCGACGCCCGAAUCGGUGAAGCCGAAGCCCGUUGCGACGCCACGAUCAAGGAGGCCAUCGCCGAGGAGCAACGGAUGGCGGCCCGCUUCCUGAACGACACCGAGAUCGCCAAGGCGCAGCGUGACUUUGAGCUGAAGAAGGCCGUCUACGACGUGGAGGUGCAGACGAAGAAGGCCGAAGCGGAGAUGGCGUACGAGCUGCAGGCGGCCAAGACCAAGCAGCGCAUCAAGGAGGAACAGAUGCAGAUCAAGGUGGUCGAGCGCACGCAGGAGAUCGCCGUGCAGGAGCAGGAAAUGGCCCGCCGCGAGCGUGAGCUGGAGGCCACCAUCCGGCGACCGGCCGAGGCCGAAAAGUUCAAGCUGGAGAAGCUGGCCGAGGCGAACCGCAACCGGGUGAUCUUGGAGGCGGAGGCCGAAGCGGAAGCGAUCAAGAUCCGCGGAGAAGCCGAAGCGUUCGCCAUCGCGGCCAAGUCCAAGGCCGAAGCCGAACAGAUGGCCAAGAAGGCCGAAGCCUGGAGGGAGUACCGUGAGGCGGCCAUGGUCGACAUGCUGCUGGAGACGUUGCCAAAGGUUGCCGCCGAGGUGGCCGCCCCGCUGUCCCAGGCCAAGAAGAUCACGAUGGUGUCGAGCGGCACCGGCGAGGUCGGCGCGGUCAAGCUCACCGGCGAGGUGCUCCAGAUCGUCAACAAGAUCCCGGACCUGGUCAAGUCGAUCACUGGCGUGGACAUUUCUCGGUCGGUUCACGCUGGUUAGAACCGCACACAGGUUGGCGACGACCUUCUGUUGAUUUUGUGAGCGCUUCUCGGUCCACGUUCGUCACAACCGCAACAACCAAUAGUAGACGUAAGUUGUGCACGGAACGUGUACGGGUGUGCGCCCACUCCUUUUUCCCUUCUUGAAUAAUGAUGGCCCGCCGCGGUGAGUGGAUUUGCGAAAAAAGGGCAGCCAUAACGUUCCAGAGUUGGAGCGCGUUGUUUAUUGUUUUGCCUUGGUUUGGUAAGUUUGUUAAUUUUCUUUCUUUUCUGUUAUAUUCUGUUGUGUAUAUUUUUGUAAAAUUAAGGAAAUUGACGAACAGAUUUCUAUAUUAUUUUAUAGUUUUAAGUUAAAACAUUUAAAUAUCUUUUGAAGUUUAUUUCCAACAGAUUUUGUUUGUUACUUUUAAUUUUAACGAGUCGACUUUCCACUACAAACACCGCAAAAGCAUCGAAAUCGUAAACGAACACUUCACUAUUGAAGCGGGACUAAUUUCACUGCCAAUGCGUCAAGUUUUGCACAACUUAAAACCGAAAAUAAAAACACCUUCAUCACAAACGUGGAAAGUUGGCUCGUAUUUCCUUAUUUCCUUAAAUUUUCCUCAGAAGAGUCGUUGACCGAAGAAAAACCACAAUUAACCCAGUGUGAUAUUACACGAAAAAAAAUGAACCAAAAAUUUCACAAAAAAGCCAGAUGAUCAUUCUCGUACAAGUAUUCGUUCUCGUCUUUUCUCAAACUUAACGCGAAAUUAUCGCGCUCGCGCGCAAUGUUGUUCCAUCCACUCGUUUGGCCUAUCUAUAGCUAACACACAAACUCUAGCAAAUUGUUCGAAAAAGGCGAAAGUCUCUUUUCAGUGCUCGCUUUGUUGAACACUUUCCCUAUUACGAAUGAAAACAAAAUGAUAUUUAAACGAACGGACUUCUCAUUUGUGUAAAGUGAAAUCAUUAAAUAAAAUAGCGAAAAAUACGACCCUCUAACAAACAAUAGUGUGACAAGAAAAAAACAAGCAUUUGUAGGUGUAGUGGGACCCCCAUUUAAAGAUGUCGUUUUCAUUAAAAUUUGUCGUUUGAAUUCAUAAAACACAAGAAAAAAAAAACGCAAUUAUACAUUGAUUAUAUGUGCAAAAUUUUUGGUAUAACAAAAACGUUCGCGAACCUGAUCAACUAAAACAAUUAUUAGCAAACAAAAUAUUUAUCGAAAAAACCGCAAAAAAUUAAAGCAAAGAAUAUAUUUUGUAACGGCAUUUCUCGAAAGAUGGGUACGGCAUUUAAAUGAUACCAAAAAAAAAGCAAAUUAACAUUGUGUUAACGUAAAAAACAAAACAUCUACAAGUAGAACACAAAUGUCUGUGUUUGUUUCAACCAUCUGAGACGUUCUAAUAAAUAUGUAAAACCAGUAAUCUUCUGCAAAACCGAUUCGGUUCGUCUGUUUCUUCCCCCCCUCACUUUUUCCUCGAAUGUCUUAAUCUGUAUCACCCUCCCGAAAACUAAAUUUUCUCAGCUCAAACACACGCAAAACUCACCUCUAACACGCCUUUCUCAUAAAAAAAACUAAAAUACAAAAUACCAAACCAGAUGGCACACCAGAUGCAUAGUUUUAUAAAUCGAAGAUAACACAAAUAUAACAAAC